Messenger RNA from Paraglomus occultum, 1203 nucleotides. NCBI's taxonomy places the organism in Eukaryota, Fungi, Glomeromycota, Glomeromycetes, Paraglomerales, Paraglomeraceae. The record is from the annotation of a GenBank genome assembly.
AUGUCUUCGUUGAUAGAUUCGGAUUAUGUUAGUGAGAGCAGUCUGGCAAAUCUACGGCUAUACAAAUAUGCAUCUAUCGAUAAGUCGCCACUCUCGAAAUAUAUCUUGAGGCCAUACUGGGAUUGGGCAGUUAAGCUAUUUCCAAUGUGGAUGGCGCCAAAUUUAAUCACUCUAUGUGGCCUGGGAUUUAUUCUGGUGAAUCUUGUUUGUGUAAUGGUGUUCUUGCCAGACCUUGUUGGACCAGGAGCACCUUGGCUUUACUACAGCUUUGCAGCCGGCCUCUGGUUAUAUCAGACAUUUGAUAACGUAGACGGUCGUCAAGCACGUCGAACAAAGAGUUCUUCACCACUCGGCGAACUUUUUGAUCAUGGUUGUGACGCACUGAACUGUUCAUUUGGGGCCAUCGUGCAUGCUGCCGCAAUGGGGCUUGGACACUCGUGGUACUCUGCAUUCCUAUUGCUUGUCACAACUUUACCAUUCUAUUUAUCAACGUGGGAAGAAUACCAUACUGGUAUUUUGUACCUCGGUUAUAUCAACGGACCAACGGAGGGUCUUGUAAUCGCUUGUAUUAUGAUGAUCUUGAGCGGUAUAUUUGGACCCGGAAUAUGGUUAACUGAUAUACGAGAAUUGUUUGGAGAAGGGAUACCCGAAUUUAUUCCCAAGGGAUAUCAUCUUGUUGAUGUUAUGGUUUUCUUCAUGGCAGUGGGAAUGAUUUUCAUACAUACUCCAGCGAGUUUAUACCAUGUAUACAAAGCCUGUGCUCAACGCUCCACAUCAUUCCUCGCAACUCUUCCUCAGCUGUUUUCAAUUGUAUUGUACUCUCUCUGUGGAUACCUAUGGCUUGCUUCCCCCCACUCAUACAUCUUCCGAGAUCAACAUUUUAUCCUAUUUGCCCUAACCACUGGUAUUGUAUUUGGACGUGUUGCCACGAAAAUUAUCCUUGCACAUGUCACGAAGAUGCCUUUCCCAAUGUAUACAGUUUUAUUGAUUCCGUUACUCGUUGGGGCGCUCCUCACCAACAUACCAGUAUGGCUCAAAACUGAUACUAUUUUGACUCCAAAGGCCGAAUACUAUUAUCUUUGGAGUUACUUUGGAUUUGCUGCAAUUGCUUAUACACAUUGGGCAAAUCUUGUGAUAUCCAGAUUCUGUUCGUAUCUGGGAAUCAACUGUCUCACCAUUCCUGCAUCUAAGAAACAAAUCUAG